Plasmodium fragile is the source of this 1632-nucleotide messenger RNA. RefSeq lists its product as uncharacterized. The coding region runs from base 1 to 1632 and encodes 543 amino acids. Lineage: Eukaryota; Apicomplexa; Aconoidasida; Haemosporida; Plasmodiidae. Gene Ontology annotation, molecular function: aminopeptidase activity; zinc ion binding. Gene Ontology annotation, biological process: proteolysis. The record is from RefSeq and is a predicted model, not a curated record. The transcript has a single exon.
AUGGAAAAGAAGGUGCGGGAAUACGCGCAGGGAGCCGUGAAGUUCAUACAAAAGAGCGGGAGCAACUUCCUGGCCUGCAAAAACCUAAGGGAGAGGUUAGAGGAAAAGGGGUUCAAGAGAAUUCAAGAAGGAGAAAAAUGGGACCUACGAAAAAACGAAGGAUAUGUGUUCAGUAAGCAGAACAGAAAUAUAUGCGCCUUCUUCGUGGGAAAAGAUUUUAACAUUGAAAAGGGAUCCAUCCUCAUUUCAAUUGGCCACAUCGACUCAUGCUGCUUAAAAAUAUCUCCUAACAAUAACAUGGUUAAAAGUAAAUUAAAUCAAUUGAACGUGGAAUGCUAUGGGUCCGGCUUGUGGCAUACAUGGUUUGACAGAAGCUUAGGAUUGUCUGGUCAGGUAGUAUAUAAGAAAGACGACAAACUGGUAGAAAAGCUAAUUCAAAUUAACAGAUCUGUCUUGUUCCUCCCCAGCCUUGCUAUCCACCUACAAAACAGAACCCGAUUUGAAUUCUCCGUUAAAAUUAAUUAUGAAAACCAUUUGAAGCCCAUCCUGUCUACCGUCUUAUUUGAUCAGUUGAUAAAAGGGAAAGGGGCCAACCAGGCCACAAAUGCCCUCACGGAGGAAGCUGUGCAUGGGGCACAAAUGCAGGAAAAGCGACUGGACGGGGAUGGCGUAGGUGCCGUAGACGAUGCAAACGACGCCUCCCCCGGCUGCCACUCCCACCAAGCAAAGCCCAACUCCUCUCCACUCCUCUACACACUAGCCAAAGAAUUGCAGUGCCACGAAAAGGACAUCCUCGAUUUCGAACUCUGCCUGAUGGAUGUGAACGCGCCCUGUUUCACUGGGGCCUAUGAAGAGUUCAUAGAAGGAGCCAGAUUUGACAAUCUGCUGGGUUCCUUUUGCGUCUUUGAGGCCUUCGCGGAAAUGACAGACAUGCUAAAGGGAAAAGCGACCACGCCAUCAGUAGGAGUUGCAGCGGCGGGAGGCCUCCUCCCCCCAGAGGCCCACGCAAACCUGUACAUCUGCAUCGGCUACGACCACGAAGAAAUAGGUUCCCUCAGCGAAGUCGGUGCCCAGUCCUACUUCACACAAAAUUUUAUUAAACGAAUUUUAAGUGCCAUUUGUUCUUCCAACCAAACACAAAAACAAAACACAUCCUCUGCUCCUUCCAUGGACGAGCUCUAUGGAAGCCUCAUGAACAGAUCUCUCUUGCUCAACGUAGACAUGGCACACUGCAGCCACCCCAACUACCCUGAAACGGUACAAGCAAACCACCAGCUCUUCUUCCACGAGGGAAUUGCUAUCAAGUACAAUACGAAUAAAAAUUACGUCACCUCCCCUUAUUACACCUGUUUACUCAAGAGGACCUUCGAACUCUUUGCUUCAAACUUUAAUGAAAAAAUAAAAUACCAGAAUUUUAUGGUCAAAAAUGACACACCCUGUGGUAGCACAGUUGGCUCAAUGGUUGCUGCAAACCUGUCCAUGCCAGGCAUUGACAUUGGUAUUCCUCAACUAGCUAUGCAUUCAAUAAGGGAGAUCGCCGCCGUUCGCGACAUCUACUACCUCGUCAAGGGCAUCUUGGCCUUCUACACCUACUACAGUCACGUGCACGCGUCCUGCGUACCCGAUGCCUAG